Molecule: messenger RNA, 1584 nt
Organism: Symbiodinium sp. CCMP2592
Lineage: Eukaryota; Dinophyceae; Suessiales; Symbiodiniaceae
Source: the annotation of a GenBank genome assembly
AUGGCAAUGCUGCUGGAGCUCCCGGUGCAUGACCUUGCUGCGGGCAGCAAGCAGCUUCUUCAAGCAGCCGACAACAAGAGCGGCCUUUCUGCGGACUCCUCAUCGCACCUGAAGAAGGUCCUGAGGCUUAGGGAUCAGGGCCGACAUCUGCUGCUGGGCCGGAAUGGAUGUGGCAAGACCACGCUGCUGAAGGCAAUUGCGUCCGGGGAACUACCAGGCUGGCCCAGAUAUCUGAGCUCGCACCUGGUAGACCAGGAGUUGAGUAUGGACGCCGCGCUGUCCCCGCUGGAGUUGGUCUGUCGAGCUGACCUGCGCAUGCACACCCUCCACCAGGAGGUGCGGCGCCUGGAGGCGGAGUGCGCUGGGAUGUCCGAGGACACCUCGUCCUCUGCACGCCUUGGGGAGCUGUAUAGCGAGCUCAGCGAUACCGGGGCCGAAACGGAAGGCGAAUGGCGCCACCGUGCUGAAGGCCUCCUCCGAGGUUUGGGUUUCGAGGAGUUUCGGACGACGGAGCCGCUGGCACAGCUCAGCGGAGGCUGGCGCAUGCGCGUGGCCAUCGCUGCGGCCCUCUUCGUGCGACCGCGGUUGCUGAUGCUGGACGAGCCCACGAACCACCUGGAUCUCGGUGCCAUCGACUGGCUACAGAGACACCUCGUUGACGAGUACAAAGGGACGGUUCUCUGUGUCUCGCAUGACCGGGACUUCAUCAACGAGGUCUGUACGGACAUUAUCAUCUUCGCCGAUCAAAGCCUCACAUACUUCCAUGGCACGCUGGACCUCUUCGAGGAAGCAGCCCAAGAAAAGGCUCGACACUUGGAAAAGGAGGCAUCUGCCCUGGAGAGGAAGCGGGAGGUGAUCCACCAGACGAUCCAGCACAAAGAGCGCGAAGUCGCCAAGGCUGAAAAGAACAAGAGCAAGAACAAGGCCAAGUCAAAAUAUGCGAUUCUCCAAGGAGCUACCGAGGGAAAGAGCAUGUCCAGUCUUGUGGCAGCGCAGCAGCAGAAGUUGGAACGGCUUGGCAUGGAGAGGACGGAAGAUGGCAAGAAGUUUAAAGCCUCCGAGCACGGGAACCGUGCCGGCUCGAUCGCUGAGAAUGAAGGCGGCUGGGUGGAUGGCAAGAUGACUGCUGCCCCUCUGCUGCACGGCCGGGAUCCGGCGCUUCGCUUCGGCUUCACGGCAGGUGACGGUCUCCGCAUUGCAGAGGGUACGCCUCUGCUUCAGCUCCGCAAUGUCUCCUAUACGUACCCGGGCUCCAGCGACCCCUCCCUCGUGGAUGUCGACUUGUCGAUUUCCGUUGGCAGCCACCUGGCUCUCCAGGGCCAAAAUGGUGCCGGCAAGUCCACCCUGGUGAAGCUCAUCUGCGGAGAUGCGGAGCCAACAGACGGCGAGGUGUGGAGGCAUCAGAGUUUGAAGGUUUCCGUCUUGCGCCAACACGACACCGAUUCUCUGGCGAACCGAACUUCCUCGGCGAUAGAGUACAUGGGUGAGUGUUACCCGAAGAUGAAGGACCUUGAGCUCCGAAAGCAACUGGGAGCCUUCGGCGUGGAUUUGCAUGGAGCACCCGCAGCUGCUGGUACUCGAUGA